Molecule: messenger RNA, 726 nt
Organism: Lactuca virosa
Lineage: Eukaryota; Viridiplantae; Streptophyta; Magnoliopsida; Asterales; Asteraceae
Source: the annotation of a GenBank genome assembly
AUGAAGCAAUCUAGAAAAUCAACUAAGAUCACUUUUCAAGGAGUAAAAGAAUUGGUUAAAUUUGGAAAUUUUGCUGAAACGGAAGAUGCUCAAGCUUCUAGCACUCCAAUUGCGAUAGUAGCUGCAGAACAUGUAGCUCCAGCAAGACCAAAUCUCAGUUCUUCGUUUGAGGUUUCUGAUAGUGAUGACGACAAUGAUAUUGAUGAUGAUGUUGGUGAUUCUAAUGAUGCUGAUGACAAUGAGAGUGAUGAUGGAGUGGAUUUUCGUAUGUAUGUACCACCGAAGGAUCCGAUUAGUAAUGAUGUGGAUACUCCAGCUGAGACUGAAAAGGAUGUAAAUAUUUUCAAGCAGUCAAACGAUCCCACACCCGAACAGAUGGAUGUUCUCAUUGUUCAACUACAGUCAACUACAAGGAAGCCUCCCCAAGCAGUUCCUGUUAUUUGUGAUUCUCCAUCUAAGAGUGAUAAAAUUGAUUCAAAUGCCUCCUUAGCACCAAGAAAGCGAAGACGUAAAUAUCCAAGGUCGGGAGUGCUUUCUACUGAGCCAGUACAACAGCCCUCUCCAAUUGCUGAGCCCAUUCAAGUUGCUCAUGAUGCUCAAAGUCCAAUUAUUGAGCCCGCUCAAGUUAUUCAAGAUGUUCAAAGCCCAAUCAUUGAAAUAGCCCCAGUCCAAGAAGAUGUUCAAAGCCCAUUCAUUGAAACAGCCCCGGUCCAAGAAGAUGUUUAA